This is a messenger RNA of Penicillium argentinense, 1665 nucleotides long. RefSeq lists its product as uncharacterized. The transcript has 2 exons. The record is from RefSeq and is a predicted model, not a curated record. Lineage: Eukaryota; Fungi; Ascomycota; Eurotiomycetes; Eurotiales; Aspergillaceae. The coding region runs from base 1 to 1665 and encodes 554 amino acids.
AUGUCUUUUCAAGCACCCGUCUCCAAGUGCAGGACGUCGAUCCCCGGAUUAGGCACACUGGACGGCCUCCAAUAUCCCAAAGGUGUUCAACAGUUCUGCGGCAUUCCGUAUGGAAGACUCUCAAAAAGAUGGACUCGUUCCGUUCUUCAGACCUCGUGGGCAGGGGAAUACCACGACGGAACUCGCUUGGGAAACAACUGUCCAAACCCAGAAACCGAUGGAGACGACUCCGACGACCUUGUUCCCGUCCCACCAGCACCCCAUUUUUCGGAUCCGCCUAUCGUCGAUGAGUUAUCCGCGCUGGUAAUGAACAUCGUCAUUCCACACGCCUGCGGCGCGAACGAAAAGCCUCUUCCGGUCUUCGUCUACAUCCACGGCGGCUCCUUCCUCUACGGUGGUGCAAACCUCCCAAUCUUCGACGCAGUCAACCUAGUCUCGCACAGCCUAUCAAUCGGUCUCCCCAUAAUCUACGUCAACUUCAACUACCGCGUCGGCAUCGGCGGGUUCCUCGCGGGCUCCGCAAUUGCCGCUGAGCUGGAAAAGGAUGGAUGGGCAGGUAGCGGUAACUUCGGCUUCGCAGAUCAACAGAUUGCAUUUGAGUGGGUGCAAAAUUAUAUCCGGCUUUUUGGGGGUGACCCCGAAAAUGUCACAGCUGUUGGCGAGUCCGCUGGGAGUAUCUCGAUAAGUAAUCAGCUUCUCGCGAAUACACCACCCAUAUUUCAUCGGGUCGUCUGUAUGUCUGGCUCAUCAGUCUCAAUUCCCCCGUGGACAAUAGAGCAGCAUGAUUGCUUCUUUCAAGCUGUUUGUGCGCAUUUUCAGAUCGAUCCGGCUGCAGCUGAUGCCCUCGAUAAACUUCGCGCUAUUCCCCAGCAGAAGCUUGCGAAUGCAACGCCUGCAAUCCAUGGGGUCCCUUCUGGAACAGGGAAUCCCUGUAUAGACGGUUGGUUCUAUCGUGCAGAUGUCGACCACAGUCAGGUUCAUACUCCCCCAGUCUGGUUGACAGGUUUGAUGCUUGGGGAUACGUAUCACGAGGGAGUAAUAUUUCAUCUCAAUCUCGUUGAAGGAGAAGAGAACUUUGAAUCUGUUCGUCAGAUCCUCCAGUCAUUCAUCCAGGAUGAAAGCCAUACCGACACAAUCCUGAAAGCGUAUCAGAUCACAGACAAUCUACCACUUCCCGAAUUGUUAGGUCGAGUUGAGCACAUGUGCGGUGAUGCCAUAUUCAAGAUACCCAACUACCUGCUUGCUCAAAAAUGUGAGAGUGAUUAUCCAGGCGAAACAUACUUGUACCACUUCGACCAACGAUCUCGGCUCAAAAACGUGUUCGAGGGAACGUCAUAUCAUGCGCAUGAGCUGCUGUACCUUUUUGGAAACUUGGAUAACGAGAUGAAUGAUGAUGAGCAGAAUAUGGCAAGACACUUUGCAUCUGCCUGGGUUCGGUUUGCGAAUGGGCUUGUCCCGUGGGAGUCUAGUGAGGAUCGGAGGUGGAUGGUUUGGGGUCCUUUGGGGGUAUUUGAACUGAAAAGUGAGCAAGAAGAUGAGGCUGAUCGUAAUUACGAGAGGAUGGACAUGGUUUUGAGGCUGGGAGAUGGAACUGUGUGGAAGAAGUGGCUUUCUGGGGUUGACUCGCUAGUCAACAGGCGAUGGAGGCUAUUUGGUUAUUCCUAG